AUGGACUUUACCAAAUUGGAUAACAUCAAGUUCGAUUCCUCGAGCAACUCGACACUCACCAGUCUCCCUUCCCUGCUCCUGGAAGCCUUCAUACCGGGAUAUGGCCUUAUCUCGCAGAUCAUCUUCCGCCUCUUCGGCUUCGACAUCGGCCUUGCCGUAUCCGGAUGUAUCAUCGUCUAUGGCCUAGGCCUCGGCGGCAGGAUCAUCUACUACAAGGCUCUCUCCAUCUUCGUCGCCUACUUCAUGUGCUGCAUCGAAGUGGAAGACGACGACGACCUCUUCGAACAGAUCAUGGAAUGGAUGUCGGAGCAACGCAUGACCAAGAAAUCCCGGUCUCUCCGGGCUGUCUCGCACUGGAUGUCGCAAUGGCACGAGACGGACGAGGAGAGGAAGGCCGCUGACGAGGACGUCUUGGACGAGUCCGGCAUAUUCAAUUUCGAGAAGUGGGCUAGCACGAUUCCGCCACGCUACGAACCGAGUUUCGGCAGCAACGUCUUCUGGUUCGAGGGGCGCAUGUUUUUCUUCAGUCGGACGAGGAGGGAGAAGUCGAAGAGUAUCUGGGGAGGUGAAGAUCAGUUCCUGGAUAUCUCGUGUAUUGGAAGGAGCACCGAGCCGAUUAAAGAGCUGCUGGAUCACAUCAAGAAGUGGCGGCUCAAGAAGAACAGUAAGAUGACUGCCGUGAAUCGACCGGCUCCGAAAGAAGAGAGGAUGGGUUCGUACUCCUGGGACAGGCAGUCGCUGCGGCCGUCACGGCCACUGAGCACUGUGUCAUUAGACCAGGAGCAGAAGGCCAUGAUUGUAAGGGACAUCAACGAAUACUUGCAUCCUUCCAGUGCGCUUUGGUAUGCAAGGAGAGGAAUUCCAUAUAGGAGAGGGUACCUGUUCUGGGGAUCUCCAGGUACUGGCAAGACUAGCCUCAGCUUCGCAUUGGCUGGCAUUUUCGGUCUUGACAUCUACUGCGUUUCCCUCACGGAGCCCGGACUCACUGAAGCAUGCCUGAACAAGCUCUUUGCGGACCUCCCACGGCGCUGCAUUGUCCUCUUAGAAGACAUCGACGCCGCAGGACUCCGCCGUGAGGACGAACCCACAGAUUCCAAAGACAACGGCGACGCCAAGGACGACACAAGCGACGACGGCACUCUCACGAAAAUAACAAAGGCCGACUUACUGCCCGGCAGCAAACCAGGCCCGCCCGCGCUGGCCCCUACAGCCGAUAAGUCGCGCAUCACCCUCAGCGGCUUGCUCAAUGUCAUCGACGGCGUAGCCUCGCACGAAGGCCGCGUGCUCAUCAUGACGACCAACUGCCCGAGCAAACUCGACCCCGCGCUCGUCCGCCCGGGCCGCGUGGAUCUCCAAAUCAAAUUCACUCUCGCCACGUCCGACCAGAUCCGCGACAUCUUCAUCCGCAUGUACUCGACUGAACGCGACGCCAAGGCCCCACACUCUAGAUCCGGGAGCAAGAGUUCCUCCAACCCGGACGCAGAGUUCCUCGAGAUGCUGUCCCAGGCGCCGAUUCUGAAUAUCGUGGAGCCGGAGAAAUUGAAAUUUAUGGCCGAGGAGUUUGCGGACGCGCUGCCUGCGGGUGUGUUUUCGCCGGCGGAGAUUCAGGGGUUUCUGCUGAUGAGGAAGAAGGAUCCGCGGAGGGCUUUGGAGGAGGUUGCGGCGUGGAGGGAUGGGUUGUUGGAGAAGAAGGGGAAGAUGAUGGGGGAGGGGAAGGUGCGUGUGGGUGCGGGUGCGGGUGCGGGGUUAUAGGUUGCUGGGAUAGGGGUUUGGUUGGCGUUGAAGGAUUGUGGGAGUGAGGCUUCCGGGCGGUCAUUUUUUGGUAUUCGGAGUUUUGCAUUUUUGGAGGGGUUUCGCUCAGAUUGCUCUAUAUCGGCGAGCUGGGUGGUGAUGCCUACCCUAAGAGUAAGAUAUAUGACAAUGGGAAGAUGAAAUAAUGAAAUAGCAUUUCAAAUCUACACAUAUU
Messenger RNA from Westerdykella ornata, 1966 nucleotides. RefSeq names its product BCS1-like ATPase-like protein. Gene Ontology annotation, cellular component: mitochondrial inner membrane. The coding region runs from base 1 to 1752 and encodes 583 amino acids. NCBI's taxonomy places the organism in Eukaryota, Fungi, Ascomycota, Dothideomycetes, Pleosporales, Sporormiaceae. Gene Ontology annotation, biological process: protein insertion into mitochondrial inner membrane from matrix; mitochondrial respiratory chain complex III assembly. Gene Ontology annotation, molecular function: ATP binding; ATP hydrolysis activity. The record is from RefSeq and is a predicted model, not a curated record. The transcript is spliced from 2 exons.